Messenger RNA from Pyrus x bretschneideri (Chinese white pear), 3621 nucleotides. RefSeq lists its product as uncharacterized. Lineage: Eukaryota; Viridiplantae; Streptophyta; Magnoliopsida; Rosales; Rosaceae. The record is from RefSeq and is a predicted model, not a curated record. Bases 1 to 3621 code for a protein of 1206 amino acids. The transcript is spliced from 4 exons. Gene Ontology annotation, molecular function: DNA helicase activity. Gene Ontology annotation, biological process: telomere maintenance; DNA repair.
AUGCUAUUUGGUGGUGAUGCUGAUCAAGUUCAACACCCUAACAUAGGGCAAUUCGAUGAAGGCAGUAGCAAUCAUGUUGAACGACUAAACAUAGUGCCGUUUGGAGAAGGCAGCAGCAAUCAAGUUCCAAGAACAAUGCGCUUAACUCAUAUAAGGCAAAUUGCCCGAUCCAAUAGGACACGCUUGCCUCGGGAUGGACUAAUACAAAGUUUCACUAAUAAUGGUAAUCGCACAAACUACCAUAGUACAACUUUGAAAAAGAUAAACAUCAAUAUCAUCAUUACUGUUGCUGCAAUCAUAGUAGGUGGUGAAGGAUCAGAAAACAUUAGAGGUCGAGAUAUUGUUGUGCAAACUACAGAUGGUCAACUUAAGAGUAUCAAAGACUGUGUCGGCUACUAUGACCCUUUACAAUAUCCAUUGUUGUUACCUUAUGGAACAUAUGGAUGGGAUGUGAAUACUCGAAAUAACAACAGCAGAAAAGUGACAUGUUGUGACUAUUAUUCGUAUCUUCUUCAGAUCCGUCAACAUGACGAAUCGCUUCUACUUCGUGGUGGCCGCCUAUUGCAACAAUAUGUAGUUGAUAACUACGUCAAGAUCGAAUCACAAAAGCUUAGAUGGAUGCGUAAUAAUCAACACACAAUUCGAUCUGAAUUUUAUCGAGGACUGCAAGACUCAUUAAUUGCAGGACAAAAUAAUGCAGAAAUAAGUGAUGAGCUACUACCUGGCCAAACACCACAAGAUCGACCAGAUUUGCUUACAAGGGUUUUUCGUGCAAAAUUUGAAGAGUUGAAGAAUGAUGUUAUAAAAAAAGGUGUUUUAGGCAAAGUUCUUGCAUAUGUAUAUGUCAUUGAGUUUCAAAAGCGCGGUCUCCCCCAUGUUCACAUGCUUCUCAUGUUAGAAGAAAAUGAUAAGCUUAAUAGUCCAGAUGAUUAUGAUCAGGUGGUACGGGCUGAAAUACCAAAUCCAAAUGAAGAGCCUGAAUUGUAUGGUGCCGUCUUAAGGCAUAUGAUACAUGGUCCAUGUGGAAUACACAAUUCACGAUCACCCUGUAUGAAACGUGGUAGCUGUAAACGAAAUUAUCCUAAGCCAUUUGCACCAACUACAGUUCAAGGAAAUGAUUCUUAUCCAGUUUAUCGUAGAAGAGACAAUCAUGAUCCAAUCCCAUUAGAUCAUAAUGCACGUAUAAUGGUGGAUAAUCGGUGGGUCAUUCCGUACAACUCAUGGCUACUCCUCAGAUAUGAUUGUCAUAUUAAUGUUGAGAUUUGUUGCAGCACUAAGAGUGUUAAGUAUCUGUACAAAUAUGUUUACAAAGGUCCCGACCGAGUAGCUUUUGAAGUCCAUCAUGAACCUAUUCAAGAUGAAAUAAAGCAGUUUGUUGAUGCAAGAUGGGUUUGUGCACCUGAAGCUUUAUGGAGAAUAUUCAAAUUUGUAACUAAUCGACUUUAUCCAUCGGUGGAACGAUUACAAAUUCAUCUUCCUGAAGGACAAACUAUUCAUUUUUACCUUCACCAAAGAGUAGCAGAUAUUUUGGCAGAUGACACUAACUCGAUGACUAUGCUGACAGAGUUUUUUACCAAGAAUACCACUUGCCCGGAAGCAAGACAAUACUUAUACCGGGAAUUCCCUGAACGGUUCAAAUGGAGUCAAAGAGAUAAACUCUGGAGUGAGAGGAUGAAUAACCAUAAAGUUAUUGGCCGGAUAUAUGCAGUCUCGCCGAAUGAGGGUGAAAAAUUCUACUUACGCAUCCUUCUUAAUCAUGUUAGAGGACCAACAUCAUUUAAGAACUUAAGAACAGUCAAUGACAUUGUACAACCAACAUUUAAGAAGGCAGUGGAACAACGAGGUUUGCUAGAAGAUGAUGAUAGCAUUAGACAGUGUCUCUGUGAAGCCACUAACAUUCGCAUGCCGUCAGCUUUGCGAAGGUUGUUUGUUACCAUCUUAGUUUAUUGUGAGCCACAUGGAGUAAGAAGAUUAUGGGAUGAAUUUCAUUCAUUUAUGGUGGAAGAUUAUUCUGUUUCAAGUACCACAAAUAAUACUUCUAUCUUGAACAAGCUUUUGCAAGACUUGAACGGACUAUUAGUGCAACAUAGUAAGUCUGUAUCUGAUUACGAUUUACCACAAAUAACACAAGAUUGUGUUAGAGACAACACAAUUCCAAGGAUAAUACAAGAUGAAGUUUCACUUGACAUCUCUGAAGCAGACCUCAAUGCGGUACAAAAUCUAAAUGAAGACCAAAUGGCAGCGUAUAACUUGAUUGUGUCUGCUAUUGAACAACGAGACAAUGCCAUAUUUUUUGUGGAUGGUCCCGGAGGGACAGGAAAGACAUACUUAUAUCGUGUUUUGUUAGCAACCUUAAGGAGUAAGGGUCAUAUUAUAUUGGCAACAACAACAUCUGGAAUUGCAGCAACCAUAUUACCAGGUGGAAGGACAGCACACUCUAGAUUUAAAAUUCCCCUCAGUCCAGAUGCAUCUUCCACAUGUUCUAUUAGUAUCCAGUCAGAUUUGGCAGAAUUGAUAAGAAAAACAUCAGCUGUUGUUUGGGAUGAAGCACCAAUGGCACACAGGUUUGCAUUUGAGGCUCUCAAUCGAACGUUCAAAGAUAUAAUGGGCGUUGACCUACCAUAUGGAGGAAAGGUCAUAAUCUUUGGAGGAGAUUUUCGACAAGUUCUUCCAGUUGUUCCAAAAGGUACAAGAUCUAAAUUGAUGCAAGCAAGUAUGAUUAAUGCUUCAUUUUGGGAACACGUGAAAAUCAUUCGUCUUAGGCAUAACAUGAGAUCCAUCAAUGACCAAGACUUUUCAGAGUUCUUACUUCAUGUUGGUAAUGGGGAACAAGAAACUAUGAUAGACGACAUGAUGCAAUUACCAUCAUCUAUGGUUAUUCCAUGGAAUGGUGAAGAAUCCAUUGUCCAAUUGGUUAAUGAAGUUUUCCCCGAUUUGGAAUGUCAUGUAUGUGAUGCAAGAUACUUGGUGGAAAGAGCAAUUAUAACACCAAAAAAUAAGGAUGCUGACAAAAUAAAUAAAAUGAUCAUCGAUAAAUUUCCGGGGAUUGAACAUAUCUUAUACUCUUUCGAUUCAGUUGAGGACGAUGUGAGAAAUUUGUAUCAACAAGAAUUCUUGAAUUCAAUCUCACCUGGUGGAAUGCCCCCUCAUCAGUUAACUUUGAAAAAAGGUGCCCCGAUAAUGCUUUUGAGAAAUAUCGAUCCGAAGAUGGGGUUGUGCAAUGGUACAAGACUGGCGUGCCAUGGAGCUUACAAUAAUCUAAUUGAUGCCGAAAUCUUAUCUGGACAAUUUGCUGGAACUAGAGUGUUUUUACCAAGAAUCUCUUUAAAGACCACAGAAAGUGCAGGACUCCCAUUCGAAAUGAUGAGAAAACAGUUUCCAGUGAAAUUGAGUUUUGCACUAACUAUAAAUAAAUCACAAGGGCAGACAAUACCAAAUGUGGGUAUUUAUCUACCAGAUCACGUAUUCAGUCAUGGACAAUUGUACGUGGCUUUAUCAAGAGGAGUUUCAGCGUCUACAACAAAAGUCUUGGUAAAGAAAGGAGAGUUACACGGUAACGAAGGAGUCUUCACAAGAAAUGUUGUGUACAAAGAUAUUUUGCUUCCCUCGAAUUCAACAUAA